Cajanus cajan (pigeon pea) is the source of this 2187-nucleotide messenger RNA. It is a transcript of the gene 4CL3, whose product is annotated as 4-coumarate:CoA ligase 3. NCBI's taxonomy places the organism in Eukaryota, Viridiplantae, Streptophyta, Magnoliopsida, Fabales, Fabaceae. Gene Ontology annotation, molecular function: 4-coumarate-CoA ligase activity. The record is from RefSeq and is a predicted model, not a curated record.
CACUCCAUUCUCUUCAAAUUUCAUCGUUCAUUCAUUCCCACCUAACACCCCUUCUUUUCUCUUAUAUUACUCCAAUCACAAACCCUCUUAACAUACCUCCUAAAUUCUUUAAUUUCACUACCAACUCAUUUCACUUACUUGCAAGUUGCAACAACAACAAAACAUUAAGAUCAUACCACCAUGAUAACCGUUGCUCCUUCAGAACUUGCUCCUCCUCCAUCAACUGAACAGAAAAACAAUGUCUGUGAUUCCAAAACUACCCAUAUUUUUAAAUCUAAAUUACCAGAUAUACCCAUCUCCAACCACCUACCUCUCCACGCUUACUGCUUUGAGAAACUCUCUGAAUUCGCCGACCGCCCCUGCCUCAUCGUCGGCGCCGCCGGCAAAAUCUACACCUACGCCGAGACUCACCUCCUCUGCCGCAAAAUCGCCGCCGGAUUCUCCGCCCUCGGAAUCCGCAAAGGCGACGUCGUCAUGAUCCUCCUCCAGAACUCCGCCGAGUUCGUCUUCUCCUUCCUCGCCGCCUCCAUGAUCGGCGCCGUCGCCACCACCGCCAACCCGUUCUACACCGCCGCCGAGAUCUUCAAGCAGAUUUCCGUCUCCAAGGCGAAACUCAUCGUCACGCAGGCAAUGUACGUCGACAAGCUCCGCCACCACGAGGACGCCGCGAAGCUCGGCGAGGACUUCAAGGUCGUGACGGUCGACGAGCCGCCGGAGAAUUGCCUCCACUUCUCGGUGCUCUCGGAGGCGAACGAGAACGAGCUCCCGGAGACAGAGAUCCAACCGGACGACGCGGUGGCGCUGCCGUUCUCCUCCGGCACGACCGGUUUGCCUAAGGGAGUGGUCCUGACGCACAAGAGUUUAACAACGAGCGUGGCGCAGCAAGUCGACGGAGAAAACCCUAACCUCUUCCUCGGCACCGAGGACGUGCUCCUCUGCGUGCUUCCGCUCUUUCACAUCUUCUCUCUUAACAGCGUCUUGCUGUGCGCGCUCAGAGCUGGCAGCGCGGUUCUGCUUAUGCAGAAGUUCGAGAUCGCGACGCUGCUGGAGCUGAUUCAGCGGCACCGCGUGACGGUGGCGAUGGUGGUGCCGCCGCUGGUGCUGGCGCUGGCGAAGAAUCCGAUGGUGGCGGAGUUUGACCUGAGCUCCAUACGGUUGGUGCUGUCGGGGGCUGCGCCCUUGGGCAAGGAACUCGAAGAGGCUCUCCGCAACAGAGUGCCUCAGGCUGUUUUGGGACAGGGUUACGGGAUGACAGAAGCAGGACCGGUGCUGUCCAUGUGCUUGGGAUUUGCAAAGCAGCCAUUCCCAACAAAGUCAGGCUCUUGCGGCACUGUAGUUAGGAAUGCAGAGCUCAAGGUUGUUGAACCUGAAACUGGUCUUUCUCUUGGCUACAAUCAACCCGGUGAAAUUUGCAUCCGAGGACAACAGAUAAUGAAAGGAUAUCUGAACGAUGAUAAAGCGACAGCAUUGACCAUCGAUUCAGAGGGUUGGCUUCACACCGGUGAUGUUGGCUAUGUCGAUGAUGAUGAUGAGAUUUUCAUUGUUGACAGGGUCAAAGAACUCAUCAAAUAUAAAGGCUUCCAGGUUCCUCCAGCAGAACUUGAAGGGCUUCUUAUAAGCCAUCCCUCCAUCGCAGACGCAGCUGUUGUCCCACAAAAGGAUGUUGCUGCUGGUGAAGUUCCUGUUGCUUUCGUUGUGAGAUCAAACGGCUUUGAUCUAACCGAAGAGGCUGUAAAAGAGUUUAUAGCUAAACAGGUAGUGUUUUACAAAAGAUUGCACAAAGUUUAUUUUAUUCAUGCUAUUCCCAAGUCUCCAUCAGGAAAGAUACUGAGGAAAGACUUGAGAGCAAAGCUAGAAAACGCAGCCACCCCGACGCCUUAAUGGCUAGAACCUGUCCUUUUUUUGCAUAGCAAUAUCUUCCUUAUUUUUUAUUAAUAUUAUUGGUUCACACGUGCAAUUUAUGUAUCCAUGCUUCACGGCAUAAUGUCAAUCCAAGAAGCAGUUCCACUCAUACAUAAUCAUUGUAAUUUUUAUGAUCAUUGCCCCAUCGAGCUUCUAUGUCUGUAUUGUGAUUUUAGAUCACUAUUUUUCCUGACCUUAUUUUAUUGGUGUGAUCAAAUCCUUUAUUAUUCCCUCACUUCUUCUGAUGUCUGGUUAACCAUUAGUCUCAAUACUUUUUAACAAAAA